AUGAAAAGAGGAAAGAGGAAUCUUAAAGGAAGCAAACUUGGAGAAGAAGCAUCUUCAAGCACCAUUAAAAGAAACAAACACCUUUCGGGAUCCCAAGGUGGAAAUUCAUCGAGGAAACAUCAGGAAAUAAAUGAAAACAGUGACAACGGAUCAGAUACAAUAACACUUCAAGAUCAACCACAUACCAUCAAGACCUCUAGCUUGAAGAAAUCACAAAGAUUGGCAGAAACAAAGAUUUCUUAUUGUACUCCACAAAAACGUAUUGUUCCUAUGCAUCAGAAAAUGACAUUUUCAUCAGUGAUGGUAAAAGGUCAAGACAAGGCAGCUAAAAAAUCCGAGGGCAGAUUAGAGAAAACUAAAUCACCAACCGUCAAACAACUAGCUAGCAUCAAGUAGGAAGAAGCCAGCUCAAAUCAGUGCAAUAAGGAAUAUCACCUACAAUGCCCAAUGAAACAUCGGAUCAUAAUGAGAAAGGAACUUCCUUAGCAAAGAAGCCAUCAUCUCAGCGGAGAAAGCAUACAACCAUUCCAAAAGAGCCAAACUUCCAUAGCCUUCAAGCGCCGAAAAGCUGCCGAAGAGUGUAGCAUAAUGCACAUGUAUCAUAAUCGUCUCGGUCAUUGUCACCCUUUUUCUUUUAAAGAUUUUUUUUAUUUGCUUGCUUGAAGUAUUUUGAUAGCAGUAGUGUUGAGGGAAUUCCAAGUUCCUAUCUAAGUUAUUGUAUUUAAGCUGUAACAU
Hibiscus syriacus is the source of this 735-nucleotide messenger RNA. RefSeq lists its product as uncharacterized. The record is from RefSeq and is a predicted model, not a curated record. The transcript has 5 exons. The coding region runs from base 1 to 396 and encodes 131 amino acids. NCBI's taxonomy places the organism in Eukaryota, Viridiplantae, Streptophyta, Magnoliopsida, Malvales, Malvaceae.